Nilaparvata lugens (brown planthopper) is the source of this 2742-nucleotide messenger RNA. RefSeq names its product leucine-rich repeat-containing protein 57. Bases 34 to 750 code for a protein of 238 amino acids. The record is from RefSeq and is a predicted model, not a curated record. The transcript has 3 exons. Lineage: Eukaryota; Metazoa; Arthropoda; Insecta; Hemiptera; Delphacidae. Gene Ontology annotation, molecular function: protein binding.
AAUUGAUAUCAUAGAAAAAAUUCAAAUUAAAUCAUGGGUAACAGUGCAUUGAAAAGUCAUUUUGAACAUGGCCAAAAAACGGGAGUUUUAAAUCUUUCUAAACAAAAGUUGGAUGAAUUUCCAUCUGGAAUGAAGAGUCUGAGCAAUAAUUUGAGAAGCUUAGACAUGUCUGAUAAUAAAUUCACUGUCAUACCAACGGAGAUUCAUACCUAUCAAAAACUGAAAGUGUUAAUAUUGAAUAGAAACCGUUUAACAAAUUUACCGGAUGAAUUGGGUAGCUUAGCAAAACUUGAGUCGUUUUCGGCAACGGAUAAUAAACUUACAACGUUACCUACUUCUUUUGCCAAUCUUACUGCUUUAAAAAAGGUUCACCUCAGCGGCAAUUUAAUAAAAGAGUUUCCUGUAAUGUUGUGUGGACUGUCGCACUUAGAUUUCAUUGAUUUAUCGAAAAAUAAGCUAACUACCGUACCAAAAGGAGUAGCAAAGCUACAGUGCAUCGAGUUGAAUCUAAAUCAAAAUCAGAUAUCUAGUAUUCAUUUAGAUUUGGCUUCCUGUCCACGUUUAAAGACGCUGAGAAUCGAGGAGAACUGUUUGCCUCUUGAAGGAUUCCCCAGUGAGAUAUUUUACUUAUCCAACGUAUCCUUGAUAUGUGCCGAAGGUAAUUUGUUUGAAAUGAAAUCUUUCAUGGAUUUGGAUGGCUACGAGAAAUAUAUGGAGCGGUACACGGCGGUCAAAAAUAAGUUGCUUUAGAUAAGAUUUUUCUGUGGACAAUUUCAGUUUCUUAUCAAUUUUUGUGGAUCAAUGUGCUGAGAGAAUAUAAUAUUUUGCUUGUUAAUUGAUGAGGAUAUAAGUAAAUUAGUUCAGUAAAUUUAUUUGAACAUUAUAAAAACUAGUUUUCAUCAAUCCUGAGGCUGUGAUUAAUCCAGAGGACCAACUGAGUGACAUACUUUGAACAAAUUAGGGCAAUUAUAAAUUAUCGUAGAUGACAUAGCAUGGGACUAAAGCUUUACAUGACACCACUGAAAAAUAUUAUCAUUUAUCUUGGAAUGAUUAAACUAUCACAUUACUGAAGUUUGAAAAAUUCAGGAGACUCAACAAUAAUAUUUAUCGAGAGUGCAUUUUAAGCUUCAUUCAAAUUAAAAAAAUAAGGUAGACAAUUAUUUUUCUUGAUACAUGAACGCCUUGUUGGAGGCUCAACAAUGAACCUGUAUGAGGCUAGAGCGCAGUCAAGGAUACUCACUGUACGAGGCUCGGAGAUUCCCUGUUAAAGGGUAGGGGUUGCCCUGUACGAGAGUAAGGUAUUCCUUGUACGAGGCUAGGACACCGUUUGAGACUACAGAAUCGCAACAUCUAUAAUGGAAAAUUUAAAACAAGCGUUGUAUCAAUGGUGAGAUUUAUUUCUAAUUAUACAAUUUUUUCUAUUAGAUUUUGAUGGAUUCCUCACUUGGGUAUGAGAAUUGUGCGAGAAAUAUUGAAUUCCACCGUUUUAGGUGGGCUCCAAACCAAUGAUAGCUGACAAACUCUUUUCUUACCUUGGUAAAGAUAUUAUAAUUUUUACCUGAAUUACAACUUGAAUCACAGCUAUCUAUUACCAUGUAUUAUUAUAUGAUAUUAGGACAUUUUUUUUAUAAAAGUGAACUAGUUUAUGGCAAACCAUCUUUUCAACACACAAAUCACAUCUAGUCAUCAUCAGUGCACCACGUUAUAUAGUCAACAUUACUUUUAUUUAUUUCUAUAUAUUUUACAUUUCUUUAUUAUUUAUCAAUAAUCUAUUAUAAUUUUAAAUAAUCGCUCACAGAGAACAUUGCUUUAAGUUUCAACGUGAUAAUUAUUAGCAGUACCUAAUGUCUAUUCUAUUUUCAUCUAUGAUUUUUAUUUUCCAAUACUACUUUAUUUAUGAACUGUAUUUAUUUCCAAUGUAUUUUUAAUUAGUUCACUAAGGAUAAGCUCAAUUAUUCACUUCAAUAGAUAUUAUCACAGUUAUAAUUUUAGUUAUAAUUUUAUUCCAUUUAAAAGUUUUAAAUCCAGUAAAUGAGAAAAAUAUAAUUGAUUCAAUGUAAAAACAACUGAAUGAUAUUAUUAUUGCAUAGUUCUUUUUGAACUAAGUGAAUGUUGAAAUUAGAAUGAUUGUGAUUUUUAAUGAAACUACAGAAUGAUGUAGGCGGCCUCUACAUAAACCCGACUAUAUUUAAUACACGUAUAAUUGAAAAGUCAGCAAUUAAGGCGAGUCAAAGUUCAAUUAUUGCAACUAACUAGUUCUAUUGAAUAUAUUUCACCUUCAUUACUAACUUAUAUAAAAUGUGCUUUACAAUGCACACGAGCACAUUAUCUUUGAAGUUGAAUUUGGCACAAAGCUACAAAAUAAGAGUGAAUGUCCUCCACCGCUAUUGAUGUUAUCUUUGUUGUGGAUUCAAUGCUUUCACCGCUUAUUUCCACUAGCCUAGUUGAUAUUAAAUCAAAUAUAAAAUUGAAAGUUUUAAGUCAAAUUAUAUUAAAGGUGUAUGCUUUUUGAGAAUAUACAAGUAUGAAAAAAUGAGAUAAUUAAAAAAAAAUUCAAGUCAUUUUUUAAAUUCCUGUUCAAGUGGUUUGAAACCCCCGUCUUCAAACUUUAUAUUGUGCCUACACUCAAAUUAUUGAUGUGAUUUGAAAUUGAAAAUUGUGUUUGACUGUCAUUUGUUCUUGAAAUAUCUGUAUUUUAUUGUGUGUAAGUUAGUAAUAAAUCUUUCACAGAUUAGUCUAUUA